Messenger RNA from Centruroides sculpturatus (bark scorpion), 3256 nucleotides. It is a transcript of the gene arm, whose product is annotated as armadillo segment polarity protein-like. Gene Ontology annotation, molecular function: protein phosphatase binding; alpha-catenin binding; transcription coactivator activity. Gene Ontology annotation, cellular component: catenin complex; adherens junction. The record is from RefSeq and is a predicted model, not a curated record. Gene Ontology annotation, biological process: positive regulation of transcription by RNA polymerase II; cell adhesion. The transcript is spliced from 16 exons. NCBI's taxonomy places the organism in Eukaryota, Metazoa, Arthropoda, Arachnida, Scorpiones, Buthidae. Bases 1 to 2430 code for a protein of 809 amino acids.
AUGAGUUACCAACUGCAGUCACCCGCUCCUGCCGGGACUAGGCCAAUGUCCCAUGGAAUGAAUAUGGCUGAUCCAAAGGAACAGAUUUCUCUAUGGCAACAGAAUGCUUACAUAAGUGAUUCUGGUAUACAUUCUGGAGCAACAACACAUGCUCCUUCUCUUAGUGGAAAAGAAGAUGAUUUGGAUAGUGAACAGAUUGUGUUUGACUGGGAUCACGCCGGUUUCGGGCAAGGAUUUACUCAAGAUCAACUGGAUGAAAUGAACCAGCAGUUAAACCAGACAAGAUCGCAGAGAGUGCGUGCAGCCAUGUUUCCCGAGACUCUGGACGAAGGAAUAGAAAUUCCUUCAACCCAGUUCGAUCCGAGUCAGCCGACUGCCGUUCAGAGAUUAUCUGAGCCAUCUCAAAUGCUGAAGCAUGCCGUGGAGAAUUUAAUCAAUUAUCAGGAUGAUGCAGAUUUGGCUACAAGAGCAGUUCCAGAAUUAAUAAAACUCUUAAAUGAUGAAGAUCAAGUUGUUGUGGGACAAGCGGCGAUGAUGGUGCAUCAGCUUUCUAGAAAAGAAGCAUCUCGACAUGCUAUUAUGAAUUCUCCUCAGAUGAUAGCCGCUCUGGUGAGAGCAAUGACUACGUCCAACGAUCUGGAAACAACAAAAUGUGCAGCGGGAGCUCUUCACAAUCUCUCCCAUCACCGACAAGGCCUUUUGGCAAUAUUUAAAUCUGGAGGAAUUCCAGCACUCGUGAAACUACUCAGUUCACCUGUGGAAUCGGUGCUAUUUUACUCGAUAACUACUCUCCAUAAUUUGCUGUUACAUCAAGAGGGAUCAAAAAUGGCUGUUCGUCUGGCUGGAGGACUUCAGAAAAUGGUGGCUCUUCUUCAACGUAAUAAUGUUAAGUUUUUGGCUAUCGUGACAGAUUGUUUACAGAUUUUGGCUUAUGGAAAUCAAGAAAGCAAGUUGAUAAUUUUGGCAAGUGGUGGUCCAGCAGAAUUGGUUAGAAUAAUUCGUUCUUAUACUUAUGAGAAGUUAUUGUGGACAACAUCACGUGUUCUUAAAGUGCUCUCUGUGUGUUCUAGUAACAAACCAGCAAUAGUUGAAGCAGGAGGAAUGCAAGCUCUUGCAAUGCAUUUAGGACAUCAGAGUCAAAGAUUGGUGCUGAAUUGUCUGUGGACUCUCAGAAAUUUAUCUGAUGCUGGAACAAAACAGGAAACUAUGGAGAGUUUAUUACAAAGUUUGGUACAACUUCUGUGCAGUAACGAUAUCAAUAUAGUUACCUGUGCAGCAGGAAUAUUAUCCAAUUUAACAUGUAAUAAUCAGAGAAAUAAAAUGACUGUCUGUCAAGUCGGAGGCAUUGAGGCGUUGGUCCGAGCUGUCGUCCAGGCAGGAGACAGAGAAGAAAUAACUGAGCCUGCGGUUUGUGCUUUGAGACAUCUCACAAGUCGUCACGCCGAAGCAGAGAUGGCUCAAAAUGCCGUCAGACUCCAUUAUGGACUACAAGUUAUCGUUAAAUUGCUUCAUCCUCCGAGUCGUUGGCCACUGAUUAAAGCCGUUAUCGGACUCAUACGUAAUUUGGCUUUGUGUUCUGCAAAUCAUUCUCCUCUUCGGGAACACGGUGCAAUUCCCCGACUCGUUCAACUUUUACUGAAAGCAUAUCAAGACACACAAAGACGUUCCAGCGUGACAUCAAACAGUAGUCAGGUGGCAUAUAUGGAUGGAGUACGAAUGGAAGAAAUCGUGGAAGGGACUGUUGGUGCACUUCACAUCUUAGCACGAGAGGCACACAACAGAGCUAUUAUUCGUGGGUUAAAUGUUAUACCAGUUUUUGUUCAAUUAUUGUACAGCGAAAUCGAAAAUAUUCAACGUGUAGCAGCAGGAGUUUUGUGUGAACUCGCCGCCGACAAAGAAGGAGCCGAAAUGAUCGAGACAGAAGGAGCCACUGCUCCUCUUACCGAUCUGUUACAUUCGAGGAAUGAAGGAGUCGCCACUUACGCAGCUGCAGUGUUAUUUCGCAUGUCCGAAGACAAACCACAAGACUACAAGAAGCGUCUCUCGAUGGAACUGACAAGUUCCUUGUUUCGAGACGACGCGGGUCCUUGGGGAGCCAUGCAUCCGGAUAUGGACAUGAACAUGCUAGGCACCGAGGAACCUUAUCCCGACCAAAUAUAUCAGCCGGGACAGGGGCCCGUUCAUGCAGUGCCGCCCCGCCACAAUCCGUAUGCACAGCAAGAUUAUGACCCUCAGGUCCCUAUUGAGUCAAUGGAAGGAUUGGACCUAGGUCCUCCUAUCAAUAAUGUUAGUGGAUACGGAUCUUUGGACACAGCUAUGGACAUUGAUAAUCACCCCGACUUAAACAUUGAUAAUUUGGAAUCUAUUAUGUCACCGGAUUCGGUGCAGAAGGAGGGACAGCUCGCUGCCUGGUACGAUACCGAUCUCUGAGAUGCCAUCUCGGUACAGAUAUCGCUUCUACUUAUUAAAGUUUUUAAUAUAUCACAAAAUGUAAUUUCCAUUUCUUUUUUUUCUGCAUCUAAAAAAAAAAAAUGGAAACUCUCGAUGCCGAUGGUAUCCCAGCGAUCAUUCGUUGUUUUUCGAAGUGACGGUUUACUUCUCUGGCAACGUUGCGGGAAUUGCCGUUCGAUUAGAAAAGUUUUAAGAUUAAAUAUUGUCUUCCCACGAAGUUUUCCAUUUGUGUACUUAACGUCAGAUUAUCUUCCUCGUUAUCUCUAGACUGUUUUAACGUCGGUCGACUUAAGGUAAAAUCCUCAUUAGUCGCAUAACCCCACUGUAUACUUUUAUGUAAUCCCGUUAAAGGUAGAGUAGUACGUGACGUCUACAGUAUUAUUGGAUGGAAGUCGUGUCCGUUACGUAUGCUAUCGAUCAUUAUCUUCAAGUAAUCAUAGUUACCUUUUUUAACGAAAAUAUCGUUCAGAGUAUUUACGCAUAAUCCAAUCAAAUUACUAAUAUCCACGGAACAAAUAUGAGAUGUGACCUCUUGCCGAUACGAGCUUAUCGACCGUUUUGUGAAAGUUGUAUUUACUACGUUUUUAUGUUACGUUUUAAGAUGGUUUAAUAAGAUGUUUAUCUUAGAAUUUUAAUCUAGAGUAGUUAGUGGAUUCCAAACGAAAGCCUAUUGUUGUAUGUCUCGUGAUCUUUAUUCGAAUAUACUUCCAGAACGAGAAAAUGACGGGUGAAAUGCAUUUAUAAACAAGUGAUUAUCGUGUAACAAUAUAGCAAAGUGAAUUCAUUAAAGUGUGUGCAAAAUAAA